Messenger RNA from Neurospora tetrasperma FGSC 2508, 2844 nucleotides. RefSeq lists its product as uncharacterized. Lineage: Eukaryota; Fungi; Ascomycota; Sordariomycetes; Sordariales; Sordariaceae. The record is from RefSeq and is a predicted model, not a curated record. Bases 22 to 2844 code for a protein of 940 amino acids. The transcript is spliced from 2 exons.
CUUCCCGCUAGAGCCGGCACCAUGGCAUCCAGCAACCCCAACAUUAAUGGAACCGGCGCCAGCAGCUCCACACGUAUCGUCACCAAUGGUGCCGAUGGCCCACCACAAGAAGAAGAAACCCAGAUGAACCUCGACGCCACAACCUGGGACCAGAUCAUGGCCAAGUACUGGGCCUCCACCGCCGCCAACCGCGAACGCGAAGACGCCGAGCUGUGCGAGGCCUUUGCCCGAGAGGAAUCCGAACUAGCUGAUCGCCAGCUGAAGCUCGGUCAAGAGCGGGUCAAGCUGCUGGAGCAACUCAAAGCCAUUGAUCAGCAAUGGACGGAGAUCGAGGCGCAGAGGAAGACCAAGGAGAAGGAUCAGAAGAGGAGGUGUGAGACGAUUCGAGAGGAGAGGGAGAGGGACGAUAAGUUGAAGAGGAGUUGGUUUGAGGAGAACAGGAGGAAGGCUGCAUCGGGCGAGAAAGGACAGGACCCGGCAGGUUUGGCCAUGUUGGCGAAGAAGGCCCAGGGCGUGGCUUCUAUGGCCGGUGGUGAACUUUGCAAUGGGAGUGGCUCGACUUCGGGAUUGUCGUCGCAGCGGGAGACGCCGCUGAGAGAGGAACAGCAGCAACGGCAACGGCACGCGUUGCCUAGUCGGCCUAGGGAAGGCGGUAGGACACCAAGUGAGGAGCACGACAGGGCACAAGAACUCCAGCAACAACUACGCAAUGAACAAGAGCAGCAGAAGGAGAGGACUGAGAAUGGACUGGAUGGAAAGGCCGUAGACAUGGAUAAACUGCCCAAGGUUUAUAAUGGUGCAGGUACAUGUGUUGGUCAUGUGCGGCCCAUCAACUUGAGGAAUCACUUGACUAUGCAUGUCCAGCAGCAACCGAUCAAGCGCCACGUACAGAUUCGCCAGGGACGAAACUUCACCGCCGAGACAUUGGAAACCGUCUACGAACCGAGCGACAAGAAGGGCGCCAAGUGGUUGAGCUGUUGGAUUCAGGCUACGGGUCAUGUUCAGGAAACCCCUUGCGCGUCGUGCACAACUCGCCAAGGUGUCUUUCCGCAAUGUAUCAUCCUGGAUGCCGAGGGCUUCCCCCGGUGCGGUAACUGCGAGUGGAAUCGCCAGGGAUGCUGGGGUGCUUCUAAGCAUGCAGACCACGACAUGGCCGAAGCCAACCCAAAGGCCGGGAACGGAGAGAUGGCUCAGGAAGCUCCCGUUGUUACCAGUGGCUUUAAAGCUGUUAAUGGCACAUCGGCGAGCCAGAAGACCACCAAGGUGGUUAGCAACGGAGAUGAGCAGCCAGCACGAUCCAAACUGCCCUCAGGGCGCAAGUCCCUUCCGAGCACGCGCAAGUCCAGUGUACAGCCCGACUCAAUCGCCCCAACGCCCCUGGAAGGCAGCCCAGCGCCCAACGACAGCGAUCACGCAGAAGAUCUUCCUCCUAUCAACCAAGCGAACCUCGCCCUCCGUGACGACGGGACUGUUUUCACCGACCCCCCUUGCAUGCGCGGCGUUCCCCUUGCCAGGAUCGGCCCCGACCAUCCCUAUUGGGAUCCUGAAUGGGUCGCGCUCGAAGAGCCGAUCCAAGCCCAACUCGCCAAGUGGUCGGAGAAGUACGAGAAGUUGAAAAACGAGGGCGGCGCGGCGUCGACAAAAUAUCUGGCUGGUCGUCAACAAAACAGGGGCAAGUUGGUUUUGGACUUUCUGGCAAAGGGAGAGUUCCACCCUUAUCAGCUCAUGGCAAAGCACCUCAUCAACAAAGCAUACAUAGGCUAUGAUAACUUGUACCGCAUGGUGCAGGUGCUGGAGGAACUCAAGAGGUUCAAGCAGCUGGACGUUUCGCCUUCACAAUGGCUUAGACACCGAUUGCACGAGAUCCACGAAGAGCUGGGCGAUAAGUUCAACCUCGGCAAGGCGGUGGAGAACCUCUACUCGGACCCCAAGCUUCGGCUACUUCGCAGCGAGAGCGGGUUUGGCAAUAUUGGUCGGCCGAGGGGCUACAAGCCCACGAUGGCUGAUAAGGGAGAAGAUGGACCAGCUCCCAAAAAGGCGACCAAGGGGACCAAGAGGAAGGCUGCUGCUGUUCCCGCGACAGAUGACCCUGUCAACCAGUCAGAAGAACAACUUCGUGUCGUAGACCACCAUCAAGCCGCCGACACAAGAGCCCCAUCUUCCCAUUCCUCACCCUCUACUUCAGAAGAAAUGGGUCAUCCAACCCAUGCGAUCUCCAAGCCUCCCGCAGCCAAACACCACCAGCCUUCCCCCUCCGUGACCCUCAAAAUCCAGGCUCCCCCCGAAGACCUCUACUACGAAGGCUACACCUCGGACGACUCCUACUCGGGCGAUAAGAUUACAGAAGUUGACUGGCGGCUAUUACAAGUUCGUCACCGGGAAAUGACUACCAACACUGGUAUAACACAAUACUGGCAUUGGUUGGGCGCCGGCGAGGACUUGACGGGUCGCGGAGAGGAAAACUGCUUUGAGCACCAAGUCCUCAAAGACGUUAAGGGCCGUCGCGUGACGUGGGGCGUCUACAAGGAGCCGAUUGAUUUCCAUCUGAGGUUGGACGAAAUUGAGGAGGUGGUGUAUGCGCCUGAGGGAAGUGGGUGUUUGAAGAUUUUGGUUAGUGUGAAGAAGGAUGCACAUCAUCAUCAUCGUCAUCAUGGGGAUGAGGACGAGGAAUCGCAGGAGGCGCAGGAGUCGAGGGGGGAUGUCUUGGCUUGGUUUAAGCGGGAGAGAACCAAGAGGAGGUUUUUGAGCUUUUUGGUGAAGAAGGGGAAGAGGGUGGUGAGGAGCACUGCGUACGUUUUGAAAUCCUCUGGGGAACAAGAAAUACCUAUGGUUGCUUGCCCAUGA